AUGUCUGGCAUCGUGGUGGCCCGCCGCGCUCUGGCCGCAGCCCUGCUGCUGCGCACUGGCGCGGCCAUCAAGGUCGUGGAUGACCCGGAGGGACGCCGCGACCAGGGGCGACCGCAGACUACUGCUGCGCCGACGGGGGCUCCGACGCCGGCGCCGACGCCCGAGCCGACGCCCGAGCCGACAUACGUCAAAGAUCUUCCAGGAGUUCCCUGCCAGUGUAACAACCCGUCCUGCUGGGCCAGGUACGACCUCAACGGCGACGACUGCAUCACCCAGGACGAAUGCGACCUGCAGGUGCCUCUUUUGGGGAACUGCUCCUCUACUACCUCGUCGCCCGCAACUUACGGGCCGCCAGUGUGGGAUCAAGAUGGGGACGGCUGCAUCAACUUUACCGAGUGGGAUAUCAUCUACACCACUUCGAACGGGGCUUGCUGCCCGGUGGAACCCCCCUCGUAUUGCGAUGAGUGCCCGGAAGGGUAUACAAUCGCAGUGAAUCCGUGCGAAUGCGUGCCGUGCGUGGGUGGCGAGGUGCGCAGGCGCCGCUCUCUCGAGUGCACCCCCUGCCCGUCUCCCUUCAUCGACAAGGGCGACUUCGACGACUGCAAGGACCCCGUCACACCUUACCCCGACAACGCCCCGAACAACUCGUUGAACAUCACCGUGGCUGUCCCGUAUCAGACGUGCACAGAGUUCUCUAUUGGCGACACCAUAACCAUCUCUGGAACAGAAGGGGGUGACCCGAAUCUUCCUAUCUCGCAUACGACACUGGUCAUGGGGGUCGAUAAAAUUACGGGGGGAUACGAGCUUGAACUAGCUGACCCGCUUCCAGGAAACUUUGCGUAUGACGCGACAGUUCGGCAGACGUGCUCUUCCACUGAUGGGUCUCAGGUGAGCGCCAGCUUUUCUCCCUCUUCCGAUGGCUGCUGCUGCGCAUGUGGUUCUAACCCGGAGGACUGUUGCGAGACAACUGAGGUGUGCACUGUGUACCCCAACGGCACUGGUGUGUGCUCCAAUGCUGGCCCGUACCCCGAGUUCUCGACUCCAGCCCCGACAGUCGGGGCCAAGGGUGACCCGCAUCUGGUCAACCUGCAGGGAGAACACUUUGACAUCAACCACGACGGCAAGUUCACACUGCUUCGCUUUCCCCAGGCUAUGGAGAAGCCAGCCGAGUUCACUUUCGUGGCGAACAUUCAGCCGGACGCCGGGAAGCCGUGCACCACGUACAUCACGGAGGCGGAGGUCUCGGGCGCCUGGCUCGGCAGCAAGAUCCUGCAGGUCCGCAGCUACCGCAAGGCCCACUCGAACGAGACCGCCGACGCAUUCCUGGGUGCCCGGCUCAUCGUGGACGACGACGAGCCCGACCCCCCUUGGCAGACCAUCGAGGAGUUCGACACGACGAAUCUGGAGCUGUCCGAGUUUGGAGUCGUCCAGUCGUUCCUGGAGAAGGCGACGUGGUUCCCCAAGAAGCGCUCCAAGGUGGGGCCGACCGCGGCGGGAAUGUUCACCCUCUCCCUGAAGAACAUGCACAGCGGGACUGCCGCCAAGAUCACUAUCCGCCAGGACCUGCCCGAGCAGGAACACCUGAACGUGGCGGUGCGGCAGCUGUCCCAGCUUGGCCGCGUGGACGUUGGCGGCCUCCUCGGCUUCGACGCGCACCCGGAGAGCCUCGAGCGCCCGAGCGCCGCGUGCGUCCACCACAGGGCCACGGCGCGCUACCGCAUCGAGAGCCAGGACGACGCGGAGCACGGCUACUACUUCCGUCCGACGUGGAAGGACCGCUGGGACAAGGUCCGCGGCAAGGACGGCCCGAGGGAUAAUGAGGCGUCCGCCAGCCUCAUUGGGGCCAGGCUCGGCGGCGGGAUGUGCAAGUGCUCGAGCGACGACAGCAACGGCGGCAGCAUCGACGGCGUGCUCGUCGAGGAUGCGAGCUUCGUGUUCGCCGAGGCGUCCUGGGAGUAG
Prorocentrum cordatum is the source of this 1959-nucleotide messenger RNA. The record is from the annotation of a GenBank genome assembly. Lineage: Eukaryota; Dinophyceae; Prorocentrales; Prorocentraceae.